This is a messenger RNA of Cylicostephanus goldi, 420 nucleotides long. Lineage: Eukaryota; Metazoa; Nematoda; Chromadorea; Rhabditida; Strongylidae. The record is from the annotation of a GenBank genome assembly.
CUGCAAUGUCUAGUUUUUUAUUAUGGAUAUUUUCCAGUCUCUGAUCCUGUGUUCGUUCAUCGAAUACAGAAUUGCUUGAGAGAUUAUAUACGAUAUCUGGUUGCACUGGGCAAUUACUCUUUUGUGGAAGCAGAUGAAUCAGCUUAUGUUCGAAUUUUGUAUGAAUUGCUGAUGAGAGGUGACAGAAAUGCGGGUAAUCCGGAUGCUAACCUUUCGCGGCUUUUGCGUCUCAGAAGCUGCAUACUUCCACGGAUUGCUGCUUUUCUGAGAGAUCAAGGACGAUUUCCAAACCUCGACGAGCUUCCCUCUCGUCUUCUCGCUUGGUCAAGUCGUGAUGACCAUGUGAUGCACGUUGAUUCGAGCAGCGGCGAGCAUCCGUCGCGAGCUGACUGUGAUGAAUUAGAUGAGGUAUGUGGUUAA